AUGAAAUGGAUUGUUAAAAAUUGUGGUCUCAGUUUGCGUAUGAGCUAUUACCAACCGCUGAUUCUUCGGCUGGAAGUCAAGAACGGUGCAGGUCAAAUAUCGUUUAACGAAUCUUCAAAACUUGAUGUCGAACAGUCUCCGUCAACUAUAGAAAGGAACAGAAGACGGAUCAUGUCUGGCCUCAAGAAGCGCAGUCCUCCAGUUGGAGACAUUUCGCAACCGCUUACGAAUUUUCGUGGCCGUCGUACGUAUUCUGAAGUUGUAGUGGAGUCCCUUGAAGGUGACAAAUGUAUUGACGGUGCGAGCUGUACUUCCGACGCCGAACACCCGCAAUCAUCCCGACUCUCCAGAGCCGAUUCCGACCUACAGGUUCCCGACACGGUGACUUACUACUACGGAAAUCCUUUUGUGGAAAAAACUGAGGGAAUUCUUCAUUUCUUCAAGUAUAACGAUGAACGCUUGGGUCGAGAGGUUCACUGCCGAAUGCUCUGUAUGCUUGCUGUGCCAUCGCAAAUCACGCUUAGAGAGAUCCUUCUCUUCAUAGGUCCCGGAAUGCAGACGAUAGAACGAAUAAAAAUUAUAAGAGACUCGACGCCGAACGAAUACAUGGUCAUUCUGAAAUUUAAAACCCAUAAUGACCUCGUUGGUUUUACGACGAGUUUAAUGGGACGCAGUUCAAUAGCUUGGAACCAAACCGGUGCGUCCGAGGACGAAGUUGCAACACUGUGCUCGAGUUCGGCGACGUCAAGUGAUGGAGCUGGUUCAUCAACCUGCCUCACUGAACUGCCCACGUGUGCUGUGUGUUUGGAACGCAUGGAUGAUAGCGUAGUUUCCAUCCUUUGCAAUCAUACGUUCCAUGCUGGCUGCAUUGAACAGUGUCCGGUAUGUCGUUACAUUCAAACCCCGGAACUUGUGGCCGAGCAACGCUGUUCAAUUUGUGGACAAAGUUCGGACCUGUGGAUAUGUCUCAUUUGUGGGAAUAUUGGUUGUGGUCGUUAUGCUGAGGGACAUGCCUACAGGCAUUUUGAAGUUACAUCGCACACCUUCUGCUUACAAGUUGGAGGCCAGAGAGUGUGGGACUAUGCUGGAGACAACUAUGUCCACCGGCUCAUACAAUCGGACACCGAAGGAAAAGUUGUAGAAUACCAAAGGGGUGAUCGCGAGGCAGAAUCCGAUGAGAAAAAGGAGAAGUUGGACGGAAUAAAACUGGAAUACACAUGUUUACUAACCAGCCAGCUGGAAAGUCAAAGAAUGUAUUUUGAGAUCGAUGAUUUGGAAACGAAAUUAUCGCAGUCUACGAACGAGUGUAAAGAGCUACGAAAGGAAGUGCAGGAAGCGACGGCAACGAAGCAAGCGAAUGAGAAGAAACAUUCUCAGACGGUUAACAAGCUUGCAAAGGU
Messenger RNA from Ostertagia ostertagi, 1400 nucleotides. Lineage: Eukaryota; Metazoa; Nematoda; Chromadorea; Rhabditida; Trichostrongylidae. The record is from the annotation of a GenBank genome assembly.